AUGGAACCUACUGAUAAAGAAGAGAAGGUUGUGUUUGUAAUUGACGACCGAUCGACUAGCGAUGUUGUGGUGAGGCUACGGACGCAAGAAGGUCGAGAAGAAUGGAUGUACUGUCACUCGGUGAUUCUUGUUAAGAGUUGCAAGUAUUUUGCUGACAGGCUGUCUGAGAAUUGGCCGACUUGUCAGAUACUAGGUUCGCGUAAUUGUGUUGAUGUUAAUUGCCAAGAAUCGGAUUUUGAUUACUAUGUAAAUGUGAUUAGAUUUCUGUACAUUGUCGAUGAUGAUGGUUUGGUUGAUGAUUUGUGGCAUGGUGUGAGAAAUAAUCUUGGGAUUUUGCAAGUGGCGGUUGAGCUUGAUUGCCCGAAAAUUGUUGCUGCGUGUGUGAGUUACUUGGAAGCAAUGACGUGGGAAGAGAGUGAAGAGGAGGAGAUAUUGAAGAUUGUACCGAGGAUGGGAUUGCAAGCAGAGCCGAUCCUAGCUAGACUUCAACCGGUUGAUGAGAUAGCUGUUAGGAAUGUGUUUCUUUCGGCGUUACGGUUUGUUACGUCGUCCCCUCCACUGGCAAUGAAUGAUCUGAAAUCUUCAGCGCAAGAGCAACUUGAUUACAUGCUAAGUGAGGAUGAUGAUGUCCCUUUGUUGAUCGCUGAUGACAAGAUAAAACUUGAGAUAUUGAGUAAGUUGGAAAUAAUGAGAGAUUUUGUUGAGUGUUGGUUUGAUGCAUCGGAAAAGAUUGUCAAAGUACUCGAACAAGAAAGUUCUGCAACUGACAUCAUUGAGAUAAAGCUGCGAGCCGUUGAGAUAACUUCAAAAGUUUUAGAGGCAAUUGCUUAUGGUACUGUUAUACUGCCAACUGCAAAGCGUCUUCAGGUUUUGAAACAGUGGCUUCCGUUUGUGAGGGUUACAAAACCGAUGAUUGAUUCUGCCAUGAUGAAUUCUGAGAAUGCCGUGUUGCCUAAAAUGGAUAGCGAAAUGUGGCAAACUCUGGAAUCAAGUUUUGUCUCUGUUGUUCUUGCAUUGCCAUCAGGGGAUCAGGCAGUGCUUUUAACUGAAUGGUUGGAAAAUGAGCAUAUGCGGUAUCCAGACCUGACCGAAGCAUUCGAAGUAUGGUGUUAUAGGUCCAAGGUUGCUAGGAGAAGACUAUCGGUGCUAGAGGAUGAUCAGGUCAUGACAAACUCAGUUUGA
Molecule: messenger RNA, 1182 nt
Organism: Vicia faba (fava bean)
Lineage: Eukaryota; Viridiplantae; Streptophyta; Magnoliopsida; Fabales; Fabaceae
Source: the annotation of a GenBank genome assembly